UCGACUCUAUCUUGACUCUAUACACCUUUUCAAUCGCUCUCCGUUUCGUUGAAAGCAACAUACAAGUAUAGAAAUAUUGUUUAAAAUUUAAAUAAAACCCAAGCUAUGAAAAUAAGCCUACAACAAUGUCGGUAUCUAAACAAACCGGACAAUCCUCGCAAUCUAAGCGAGGUGGUCGAUCAUCCAACGAAUCUAAACGAGGAGACAGAGAUAGUAAAGACAGCAAUCUUGAUAAUAUAAGUGAUCGUGAGUCCGACGUAAAAGGAGAAGAAGAGGCCGGCACUGAGGUGCUGCCAGCUACAGAUGUCACCAUCUAUAAUGCCUACAAUAUGGGCCCAGCUUUUGGAAAGAAAUUCCCAGUGCCAUAUAUCAUAUUUAUUCUGAAUCAAAUGACCCAAGAGAGGCUGGCCAACAAGGUCUACAGUGCGGAGGAGGCUAUGAAAUGGACUCGCGAUCUUGCCGACGAUAUUAAUCUCAAGUUUAAGGGAAGCGGCUCCUUUCCGCGCUUCAAGCACGUGGUGAACGUGAUGCUCUACCAGCAGACCGGUGCAGGAUGCUGCUACGGAGCCCGAGCCAUCUGGGACCCGCUAUCUGAUGAUUAUGGAAAGUUUACCUAUGACGGCGGCAGUUUCGUGUGCAUUAUCAGUGUUUUUGGUUGUUAUCAGUAUUGACCGGCAAAUGAAGGCAUUUCAAUAAAGCUUCAAAUUGAAAAAUA
Drosophila kikkawai is the source of this 715-nucleotide messenger RNA. Its product is annotated as dynein light chain Tctex-type. Gene Ontology annotation, biological process: microtubule-based movement. The record is from RefSeq and is a predicted model, not a curated record. Gene Ontology annotation, molecular function: dynein intermediate chain binding. Gene Ontology annotation, cellular component: cytoplasmic dynein complex; cytoplasm. NCBI's taxonomy places the organism in Eukaryota, Metazoa, Arthropoda, Insecta, Diptera, Drosophilidae.